Fundulus heteroclitus (mummichog) is the source of this 1411-nucleotide messenger RNA. Its product is annotated as src-like-adapter 2. NCBI's taxonomy places the organism in Eukaryota, Metazoa, Chordata, Actinopteri, Cyprinodontiformes, Fundulidae. Gene Ontology annotation, molecular function: protein binding. Bases 180 to 989 code for a protein of 269 amino acids. The transcript has 8 exons. The record is from RefSeq and is a predicted model, not a curated record.
CCUUGUUUGUGCAGUUUUACAUAAUACACCAACACUUUUACCUAUUCCCAAGCAAGUGGUGGCUGAGGCAUAUGCAGUAAGUUUUGUACUUUUUCUGACUUGCAUAAAGGGAAGAAACUUUAACACUUUGUAAUUGCCAUUUAUUUCCACUGCACAGAACAGUGAAGAAAAACUCUCAGAUGACUGUCCUUUGGAGGAAGAACCUAAACUCUCAAACCAGAAAGAGCAUGGGCACCUGCUUCACCAGAUGUCGUUGUAACCGGACGGUCCUCGAAAAUCAGCCCGAGCCUCUGACGCCAGGACCACAGGAAAGCGUGAUUGUGGCGCUGUACGACUACCCGGAGUUCGAGCGCACAGAGCUGACCAUGCGCAUGGGGGAAAGACUGAGCAUUGUGUCAGAUGAUGGUGAUUUCAUGAUGGUGAGGUCCACAAGCACCGGCCGCGAGAGCUACAUCCCAACCAACUACACGGCAAAGGUGACAGACAGGUGGCUGUACACGGGGAUCAGCAGGUAUCAAGCAGAGGAACUCCUUAAACAUCCCAGCAACCAGACCGGGGCCUUCCUGAUCCGGGAAUCGGAGACAAACGCAGACAGCUAUUCGCUCUCCGUCUUGAGGAGGACCAGCUCCUUGGACAUGAAUCCUGUCAAGCACUAUCGCAUCACUCAGCUGGAAAACUCCUGGGUCUACAUAUCUCCAGGACUCACGUUCCCCUCCCUGCAUUACCUGGUGGAACACUAUGCAGAGACUCCAGACGGGCUGUGCUGUCGGCUGUCGGCCCCUUGCUUCAUCCAGGGCCUGGACGACCCUAGACCUGUUCCCAUCACGGUCAGGAGACCAACGAUGAACUGGAGGGACAUUAGCAGGUCUGUGAUCCUCAGGAGGAAGAGAACCGAGUCGGACAACUCUCUGGUGAGCGAUGGGCUGAGGGAGGCCAUCAGCUCCUACCUCCAGUUGACAGAGUGCAACGAUCACAGCUGGGACACAUGAAGGAAAGACUGCUGGGCCGGUUGAAGGAAUGAAGUGCGACAGGAAAAGUGGAGAGAAAUACUGCCCUGUGGGGGGUGCUGCAGUUUGAGCAAAGCACCGCAGGAGGUCCUCUGCACGCCCAAACGUAGUCCUCGAGGAUUGUCCAGGAACAGAUGUGAGGCUGAGACACUACACUGCUCAGAGACGAGUCAAACUGUUGACCUUCUUCAUGGAAGGUGGAUGAUGCACAUAAGCAGAAGAUGAUGUGUGCUGCAAAGUGCAAGGCAAAGAGACAAUGAAUGUUUCUCCUAAUUUAUGUCUGUUUUACCCAACGUUGUCGGUUAACUUUACAGCAAUAUGAUUGUAUAUGAGUGUUGUCAUGGUUGUCAUGUUAUUGGAAUGCAAUAUAAUCAACACGCUACUAAUAAAUAAUCUACACAUGC